This is a messenger RNA of Ipomoea nil (Japanese morning glory), 840 nucleotides long. RefSeq lists its product as uncharacterized. The transcript has 2 exons. The record is from RefSeq and is a predicted model, not a curated record. The coding region runs from base 1 to 840 and encodes 279 amino acids. Lineage: Eukaryota; Viridiplantae; Streptophyta; Magnoliopsida; Solanales; Convolvulaceae.
AUGGUGCGACGCGAACUCAUUGUUCAGCGAUCAGUUGAUGAGAAUCAAUUAAAUUCUGUUUGUGAUGUUUUACCCUUACUGAGUGAGGUUGGCCUCAUGAAGACUGUAACCUCAAUUUGCCCCUACUCGAAGCUGCUGACCUACAAGUUUUACUGUAAUCUGAAUGAAGAAAUUGACAACCUUACGGGGACCCAGUGCAUGCAGAUUUUCAUCAGAGGAAAGUGGUACAUUUUCGGUGAUCCUGACACCUUGUCAAGCUCGGUGUUCACCUCUAAGUAUGUUAUCCUACACCGUAUUGCGCUGCACAAUUGGCUUCCAUCUGCACACUUUCAUACUGUCGGCAAGCAACUGGCUGCGCUUCUGUUCAGAAUCGGCACCAAGAUGAGCAUUGAUCUGGGAAAAUGGAUAUUCUAUCAUAUUCUCAUCCUCAUUCAUCUAAGGGAACAGAAGGUAACACUGCCUUAUCCAAAUCUCAUUUAUGGCAUUCUGACAUCGCAGGGCUUGGUACCUAUGUCAAGCGAGAUUAUCACUCCAUCUCUGCUCUAUACUGUUGAUCCGCGACUAUUGAUUGGCAAGUAUAUCCGGGAUGUUACACCAGUUCUUGCUCCAUCAUCAUCUGAAGCUUGUCCUAAUGUUGAAGACUUGCCACAUGCUAGAGAUGUGCAGCUAUCCCUCUGUCUGAAGGCUCGUGUGUCUGAGCUUGAAACCGUGAAUGGCAUUAUCACGAAUCAACUAAAUGCAACCCGUACUGAACUUGCGACUAUUCUGCUUCGUCUGAGCUUGACUGAGUCUGCUGCUGCUGAGAAUGUGAUGUCUGACAGUGAAGGUCCGAAUGCUUAA